AUGAGGCUAUACUUGGUGGCGUUUGUCACCGCUUUGUUCGGUGCAGUCUUUGGCCAGGAUCCCGGGCAUGCCCUCUUCGUUAAGACGUCGAUCGCACACGCCAGAGCUGAGCGAGCUACUGCAGAUUCGCCAACCGACGUGAUGGCGAGAAAUAUUCUAGAAUGGAUUCAAGGCAUCUACAAUCAGGGUACACGAAAAACUCGCCAAGAAUCGGACAAUGCGUACUUACCGCCGUUCAGUACUCAAAGACCUCCGGAGAAGCCGAGACCAUUUCGGCCAGCGUCUACUCCUCAGCCAUCGUACUCGACCCCUAGUGCCAGCGGGGGUGGAAAUUAUCCAGGAUACCAGCAACCGUCGUCUCAGUACAUCCCUCCGAGUCAGUCCUCCACUCCCAGGCCAACAUUCAUCAGUCCCAGUAGCCAACCUUCGUCCACUCCCAGGCCGAGCUACAUAAGUCCCAGCAGCCAACCUUCGUCUCCGAAUUAUGGAUCAUCUCCGGGAUACAGACCCCAAGGGAGCUCCCCGUUCCCGUCUCAGCAGUUUCCUGGGUCGCCUACCCCGGGAGUCUCAGGGCCACCCUCUGGAUACCCAUCUCCUGGAACCACAUAUGUCCCGCCCAGAGGAAAUGGACAGAACAAUUACCGACCAAGCAGUCCUGCAGGACAGCCAGGACCCACCCCGACUAAUUCGUUCUCGUCUCCUGGUUAUACCCCGCCGUACAAUUAUCCCGCUCCCAGCCCGUCUCCCAGCCUCUCGUCUUCUGGUCCAUCUGGUCCAUCUGGUCCAUCCGGUCCUUCUGGUCCUUCCGGUCCUUCUGGUCCUUCUGGUCCUGGCACUGUUGGCGGUGGGUAUCCUUCUUCAACCCCAGCACCUACGCCUUCGUUCCCUGGCGGACUUGGAGAAGGAACCAACUCUCAGAACGGUGACGGCACGUCGCAGCAACCUGAUGACGAUGACCUGAAACAUCCUCCGCAUAUCCAUAACAUCGACGUUCAAUGUGGCAAGGAGAUGAUGACUAUUAAUAUAGAAUUUAAUCGAGCGUUCGAUGGCUUGAUCUACUCGAAGGGCUUUUACAUGAACCCCGAGUGCCGAUAUGUUGAGGCAAACUCAGGACAGACUAAAUUCUCGUUCACUGUGAGUUUGGAUUCUUGCGGCACUCAAUUUAUUAACGACUUCGAAGGAGAUGCUGGCCAGGCUUACCUAGAAAACGUUCUAGUCUUACAAAACGAACCGGGAAUCCAGGAGGUUUGGGAUACCGUGCGCCGAGUUCGUUGUCUUUGGGAAGGGAACAUCAACAAGGCUCUUUCUGUCAGUUUGUCGGUGGACAUGUUGAACCAGGAAAUUGUAACGUUUAGUGGAGACACAGCCACGGCUAAAUUGGACAUCCAAGUCGGAAAGGGUCCGUUUGCACCUGCGGCAGAUGGUCUCGUGAAAAUAGGAGAGACCAUGACCUUGGUUGUAUCAGUGGAGGGUGAUCCUGGCUUCGAUCUUCAGGUACGAGAUUGCGUAGCUCGGGACGAGACAUCGGCGAAUGUCGUUCAGCUGACCGACGAAAGAGGCUGCAUAUUGAAACCAAAAUUGUUUGGCGCUUUCCAAAAGACCAGAGAUACCGGAAACACGGGAGCGUCGAUCAUCGCCUAUUCGUUCUUCCAGGCAUUCAAAUUCCCCGAUGUCAUGGAUCUCUUCAUAGAGUGCAACGUUGAGCUCUGCAAGACGGACUGUGAACCUUGUCCCGAGGGAAAUCAGCAAAUCGAGCCCGGUCGUCGACGUCGUGACGUGACGUAUCUCCCAUUUAAUAUGACAGGAGCAUUGUCGGAUCCAGUACGAGUUAGGCGAGGAUUCAAAGUCAUAAUGCCUGAGGAUUUAAGCUUGACGAGCAAUGCAACCAUGGAAAUGAUCGGGUUGCCCAGUGCAAACGAAAUCGUGUUAAGCAGCAGCGUUUGCAUGAGUCAUGGGAGCUUUUACGCUGCGUUUUCUUUAAUGGCGAGCAUGCUCUCCGCAACGACCAUUUGUGCGGCUAUACUGUAUUUAAAACUCCAAAGAAUUUACGCCUCGAAAGUUGAGCAUUUGCCGAAGAGUCAUUAAACGAUUUCACUGGGACGAGCCGUUCGGCAACAUCCAAUCGCCCUAGCUGAGAAAACAACGCGUAAUUAUCAGGUUUAUGAAGUUAAACGAUCAUUUGAAGCUAUUUUAAGUAUUUGCGAAACAAAACAUAACGUCGAAGAAGGGCGAACUUAAUUUAAUAACAGGUCUAAUCGGGUGUAAUUAGACUGAAAUUUCAAUUCUAUUAAAUAUUUCUGUAAUUAGAUUUAACGCACGCGCAUUCCACAUUCGACGAAGAAACUUCAAUGGCAAUAAGCGGCGUUCGUUACAAAAAGUAAUAGGUGAUUACGGUAUAAUAAUCGCUACUGCGUAAUUGCCUGAGAACACUUGCAACCGAAGUAGAUUUUGUGUAUUAGUGAAUUGAAUAAUGUAGCUUAACUUGCAAUAAAAUUCAUAUUCAGCCAAGAAUCGGUAUAACGAUAAUUUUGUACAUGUUUUAAGUGGUACAAAUAAGAAAUAAUCGGGAACGGCUUCAAAUUGUCAGAAUAUGAAUUCUAUUGUAAAAAUGGCUUUACACAAUCGUACUUUUGGAGAAGUAUUAUUUAUAGACGCAUCAGAACGAUAGCCAUAUGCCAACUGACUUGUACUUACGGAGACUUAUGCCAGUAUGAUUACGAUUACGUUAAAAUAUGCUUGUUGAACAUAACGCGUAGAUAACUAAGCAGAGUUUAACGCGUUUCUGGUACCACUGCUUAAAAAGCAAAUCAUUUGUCUAAUGCUGUAAUAUUAACUAUGCAAUUUCUUGUAAUGUAAUACCAGUGACGCGUUAUGUUUGAACAAUAAUUUUUGAAAUCCUGUACGUAUCGAAUACUGAAUUGUUCUAUAAGAGCAAAUGUUAGAAAAUAUAUGAGGAAUGUAAAUAUAAUUAAUUGUGAUCUAAUAU
Orussus abietinus is the source of this 2986-nucleotide messenger RNA. RefSeq lists its product as uncharacterized. The coding region runs from base 1 to 2085 and encodes 694 amino acids. The transcript has 8 exons. NCBI's taxonomy places the organism in Eukaryota, Metazoa, Arthropoda, Insecta, Hymenoptera, Orussidae. The record is from RefSeq and is a predicted model, not a curated record.